CGAUGAGGUUACAGGUCGGAGUCUUGGUCGCAUGCUUACCUCUCCUACCUCUGUUUGGUCUAUCUUUAGAGGAGCCGAAAGAGUACAUAUUUCCAGUUUACUGGAACGUGCCGACCUUCCAGUGCCACAAGUACGGCCUCAACUUCAGCCGCGUCAAGGACUGGGGACUGCAGCAGAACUACCAGGACGAAUUCCGUGGUGAAGAGAUCGCCAUCCUCUACGACCCAGGCGAGUUCCCAGCCCUGCUACCGGCUUCGGGUGGGCGGAGGAUACAGAGGAAUGGAGGGGUACCACAAGAGGGCAGCCUCACCAGGCAUCUUAGUCUCUUCCAGGGUCACCUGGAAAAGCUGAUACCAAACGUCAAUUUCAGUGGCCUGGCUAUAAUCGACUUCGAACACUGGCGUCCGGUCUGGCGGCAGAACUGGGGGAGCCUAAGUCCUUACCGAGAUUUCUCCAGGCUCAUCGAGAAGAGGAGGCACCCCUUCUGGUUCUCGUCUAUGGUGGAAGUGGAGGCCACCUACCGCUACGAACUGGGAGCCCGCGUAUUCCUUCUCGACACCUUGAGGCUGGGGAAGAAGCUACGGCCACUGGCCAAGUGGGGGUACUACGGAUUCCCUUUCUGCUUCAACUACACCCCCUACAACAACAGGGCCGCCUGCUCCUACGAGGUACAACUCGACAAUGACAAUAUGUAUUGGUUGUUCUCCGAAACAACAGCUUAUUACCCCUCGCUAUACCUUAAGUACAAUGACAUGUACUCUACGAAGAGGCAGAGAUUCAUCAAAGGAAGGCUAGAGGAAGCCAUGAGGGUAGCUCAAGAAGUGCCGGUCUACCCCUACGUCUGGUACAAGUACCACGACAACCAUCAGUUCAUAACCAAGGAAGACAUGGUGAACUUGCUGAAGAUACCCAAAGACUACGGUUGCAAAGGAGCAGUAAUAUGGGGAGCUAGUCGAGACGUCAACAGUCGAGAGAAGUGCAUAGCGCUUCAGAGCUACCUGGAUGAAGUGAUUGGACCGGCCGUUAAGGAUCUUCACGAGGAAACCUUCAGGGAAGGAAUUUCCGACCAUGAGGUGGAUGAGAACUCUGAGGAAGAGUUUGACGAAGAUGAUAUGGAAUUAAAAGAAAAAAUACUCAGUUACGAUGUAAGAGAUUUUGAAGUAUGAGGUUGAGAACAUAAAAAACACAAAAUCGAUAAUCGGUUUUGUUGAAUGGGUCUGAAUAAGUGACAAUUUGCAGAGGCAUAUAAUACGUACAAUAACACAAGGACUUGUAUAUAUAACUAUUUAUUGUAAUUAUGUAUAGUUUUUAUUAAUAAAAGAUUAUUUAUGUAUAGUGAAUUCUUCUGUAUUAC
Messenger RNA from Nezara viridula (southern green stink bug), 1354 nucleotides. NCBI's taxonomy places the organism in Eukaryota, Metazoa, Arthropoda, Insecta, Hemiptera, Pentatomidae. The record is from the annotation of a GenBank genome assembly.